GAGAGAGAGCGAGCGCAGCGUGCGUCGUCUUGCGGAGGGCGCGAGAGAGAGCACGUUGUUUGUCUCGCGCACACCGACUGCAGUUUCCCCGUCUAAUCGCUGGUUAACGGGAGCGGAGUCGCAGCAGCCAUGGGCAAGCUACAGGAAUUUGACAUUCUCUUCGCGAACAACAAAGUGGUUUAUAGUCCUGGCGACUCGAUAAGCGGGAAUCUGAAAAUAAGAACUGGAAACUCGCUGCAGUACAAAGCAAUUAAGGUGAACUGCCAUGGGUCGUGUGGGAUUUCCAACAAGCUGAACGAUACAUCGUGGACACUGUCCGAGCAGUACUUCAACAGUACCCUGUCUGUCGCCGACAAAGGAACGCUGACCGCAGGAGAGCACAGCUUCCCGUUCCAGUUUGCCAUCCCAGCUGCAGUACCGACUUCAUUUGAAGGCCCCUUCGGGAAGAUUGUUUACCGCAUAAAAGCUUUCAUCGAUACGCCUCGCUUUUCGAAGGACUACAAAGCCCAGAAGCCCUUCUACCUGCUCAAUCUGCUCAACCUCAACGAAGUCCCAGACAUUGAGCAACCCAACCAUGCGGUGACCACCAAGAAGUUCACCUACCUGCUGGUCAAGACCGGGACGGUGAUGCUGAGGGCCUGCAGCGACCUGAGGGGCUAUACCCCCGGUCAGGUGGUCCGACUGGCCACCGAGAUACACAACAAGUCUGGGAAGGACACGGGCUCUGUGUUGGCCAGCCUCAUACAGAAAGUGACCUAUCGGACGAAGCGGCCGCUGUACGACCUGCGGACCAUCGCGGAGGUGGAGGGGGCGGGGGUGAAGGCGGGGAAACACGCUGAGUGGCGGGAGCAGAUCAUCGUCCCGCCCCUCCCCCAGUCAGCGCUGGCCUGCUGCGGCCUCAUAGAGGUGGACUACUUCAUCCAGGUGUCGUUGCGGUCCCCCGAGGCGGUGGUCACGCUGCCCAUCUACAUCGGUAACAUCGCGGUGACCCUGUCGCCAUGCUCCCGCUCCCUGGCCUCGUCCUCCCAGUACCCCAGCACCCAGAGCCCCGACCGCAUCACCCCCAGCGCCCCGCCCGCCGAGCCCCACGACGGGGACGGGGGGGCCGCCGGGGGGGCGGGCCCCGGGGCCAGCGAGGAGAUCCCCACCAAGAGCCACUCCCAGCAGGACCCGUCGGGACAGGCCAGCGCCACCAUGUCCCCCAGCGCCUACGGCCACGCCCCCGGGCAGCGCGGGGGGGGCGGGGGGCUGGGGGGCCCGGGGGGGGAGUCCUCGGGCGCAGCCCCGCUGUUCUGUGUGUCCACGGGGGCCACCGUCCCCUUCUACUCUGAGGGCAGCGCGACGCCCAUGCCCACCUCCUGCUCCCUCAUCCUACCCCCGGAGUACAGCAGCUCUGACUACCCCCAUGAACCUCCUCCGAGCUACGAAGAGAGCUGCAGCAGCGCCCCCCCGAGGCCAGACAGAAUACAGUAGACCACGAAGCCCCUCCCACUCUCAGCCUUCAACCAAUCGUGGGGUUGAAACGGGAGAUGAUGGACGUGGAUGUGAAAACAUUUUGGAGAGAGGAGACUUUUCAUUUUUAACUGAUAUUUCACCGAAUACACACCAGAACUCUAACCGGUGUUAGAUUUGGUGGAAUUACACUGUGCCUCGAAUGAUCUAGAACAAUAGAAUAAUUAUGACGUGAUUUAAUUUUUGCUAUUUUGUCAUUUAUGAUGCCUUAAUUAUGUACAUUUGGUCUACUGGGAGGAUACAAAUGAGGCCAGACUUUUAUUCUAGAAGUUGUGCAUUUUUAAAUAUGAACCUUAUGUAUGUGUGUUUGUCAACCACAGUGAACGAGUAGGGCCUAAGCAGUAAUAACUGGUUUCUGUUUAUAUAUGGGUUCUGUUCUUCUAAAAUCUCAUUUUGCAUCCUGCUUUCUCAUUUGAUGAACAAUAUGCGGUCCUCUGCGUCUUCCUACUCCUGUAGCAAAAGGAGGGACCUCUCUUUAUGUACCAAUGGCUUAUUUAAAUGUAGCUUUUUAUUCACACACUUUAAACUUUUUAAAUUGCAAAGGUGCUGUAGAGGAGGUUGCAAAAAAUUGAAAACAAAAUUUUGGUGAUCUUAACUUGUCUUCGGGAGCUUCUUAAAUUAUUAUUCUGACGUGAGAUAUCAGUGAAUCUAACUUUCCACCGUUGCUAGCUACAGUAAGUAAAGACAUUGAUGCAGUUGUUGCUGGCAGAGGAGUGGUCUAUGUCUACCCCCUUGUGGCCACUGCUGGAACAGGUUGGAACUCGGAUAUUUAACUGGUGCGGAUGUGGAGACUAAAGGAACCAGCUGUUUGUAUUUGUAUCUGCUUUGUCUCGUCCUACAAACUAAGUCCAUUGUUGUGUAGAUAAGACAAGGGAUAUGCAUUAAGAUACUUAUGCAAUUUCUGCCCCUCUAUGAUUGUAUAUUUUUUAACUUUGGUUUUGUUGCCUUAUCCAAUUUGUUGUCAUUUUGAGGAAUGAAGAAAGGUUAAAUGUCCCUGCUUACUCUCUUUAUGUUGCUGUGUAAAUCAUUAUUGUGCACAUACCAGCACCUUGAAUAUUUGUGUCUGUGUGUGUUUGCAGUGUGUGUGCGCGCGUGUGUGUGUGUGUGUGUGUGUGUGUGUGUGUGUGUGUGUGUGUGUGUGUGUGGGAGCAUGCAUAUGAGCGUGUGUAUUUGCAGUGUAUGUGAGAAAGUGUAUCUCAUUUGUCGCCCAUUACUUUGAUCAGAUUCCUCAUCUUCCAGUCAUCUGAAUCAUGCCCAAAGUUAAAAUAGAUUUGUAAUUUGUAAUUUAUUUGUUCUUGUUUCCACAUUUCUGUUUUCUGUGUGCGCUAAGCAUCCAUGGAAGUGUGUUACCAUUUCCAUUGAUUUUAUCACAUGUCAACCAUACACUUGAAAUUAGUCCCUAGCUGUUAAUGGUGCAUAAUUUACCCUUACAGCAAAUUCAGAUCCAUUUCAUUCAGGUGCAGGUAGCUGCUGGCCAUGGUUCUCUAGGACUGGCUAAGAAUAGGGAGGCUGCAUACUUGGGAGUUUAAGCCCAGAACCCUUUAGGCUUAGAGUCCGGCAGCCCUUGACCCUCCUGACUGCUGCGGCCCUUUGUUAUGAACGAACCACAGCUACACCUUACUGUGAGAACCCUUGUCGCUUUCCACACGAGCUAUAAUGGCUGCUGUUGUGAAUGCAUGCCUUACAAAAAACAUCAGUUCGUAACACUGUGUCUUUAAACCUAUAGCUUUUGAUCCAGUUUUUUUUGUUCAAGUCUGUAUGAAAGCAGGACUGGCCCAUUUCACAGUAAAACACGAUAUCGGAAAGGGGUCGGCUAUCAUUUCAGCUGUUUUAACUUAUCAAUAUUACUCAAAAUGUACUGUUAUGCCCCUUCCCCCACUCAACAUGUCUAGUUGAAGCCAUUACCAAACUCACCCUCGCUGAUUUACAAUCACAUUCAUCAUUCAUCAUUUCAUGACCAUCAGCUGGGACUGAGAACAGUCGUAAUAUGGUGGUCGUUCUGGGCCGGACACUCUUUGAGAUGCCAGGGAUUGAACCCAGGACCUCAUGCACUCUACCACUGUAUUAGAUGCCCUUGAUUUGCUAAAGAGAAUAUGAGGAACAUUGUAAGCCUAUUCACACCCUCUUGGACUGUAUGACUGGACAUUUGAUGAUGCAACGUCGAGUUUAUUCCUCAGUCCCUUUCAGCCCGACUAGUUGACCUUUGACCUGCUGAACUGUAUUUGUUUUUUGAACUAUUAUGUGUUUAAAAAUACGCUUUGUAAAAUGUUGCAAAGAAAAAGGUGCAAUUCCAAAUCUCUUCAUGAUGGUGAAUAGUACAAAACGCACGUUCCUGAAAAUCACCUCGCUUCUGUUCCAAAACGAUUGCUCUCUUGUUUGUUUGCUCCUAAACAAGAAGACAUGAGCGAAUCUAAAAAUAAAUCACUGUUUAUUCUGUUGGUUAUCAUGAACGGUGUGUGUGCUUUUGUAUUUUUCUACUUCAAAGCGUUUACAGGUGCGUUGUACAGAAAUAGAGAUAGCAGCACCGUAGUAUGUUAAUAUGACCAUCAAUCAAUGUUGUACACUAUAACAAUAAAAUUAUCUGACAGUU
Molecule: messenger RNA, 4102 nt
Organism: Gadus macrocephalus (Pacific cod)
Lineage: Eukaryota; Metazoa; Chordata; Actinopteri; Gadiformes; Gadidae
Gene: arrdc1b
Product: arrestin domain containing 1b
Exons: 8
Coding region: 130-1473 (447 amino acids)
Biological process (GO): protein transport
Cellular component (GO): cytoplasm
Molecular function (GO): ubiquitin-like ligase-substrate adaptor activity; ubiquitin protein ligase binding
Source: RefSeq, a predicted model, not a curated record